Messenger RNA from Bursaphelenchus xylophilus (pine wood nematode), 252 nucleotides. The record is from the annotation of a GenBank genome assembly. NCBI's taxonomy places the organism in Eukaryota, Metazoa, Nematoda, Chromadorea, Rhabditida, Aphelenchoididae.
AUGAAAACCGCCCGCCACUUAAUCAGCGAAGGGGCCAAAUUACCUGUAAGUCAGAGAAACGGCGGCUUCGGCGUCUAUUUUUAGCCGCCGCUAGGCCCCGAACGUCGCGGGAUGGAGCUGAAGAAAACCUGUCAACAUGACGCAAACAAUGGUGAAAGAAGGAUGAUGCCCCUAUCGACGGACGGAGCACAUCGACGAGGAGAGAGAAAACGAACCAGGAGGACCGCCUUAUCCUUCGGCCGGGGUGUCUAG